Molecule: messenger RNA, 1062 nt
Organism: Salvelinus namaycush (lake trout)
Lineage: Eukaryota; Metazoa; Chordata; Actinopteri; Salmoniformes; Salmonidae
Gene: pax9
Product: paired box 9
Exons: 4
Coding region: 1-1062 (353 amino acids)
Biological process (GO): anatomical structure development; regulation of transcription by RNA polymerase II
Molecular function (GO): RNA polymerase II cis-regulatory region sequence-specific DNA binding; DNA-binding transcription factor activity, RNA polymerase II-specific
Source: RefSeq, a predicted model, not a curated record
AUGGAGCCAGCCUUUGGAGAGGUGAACCAGCUCGGCGGGGUUUUUGUCAACGGCAGACCACUUCCCAACGCAAUCCGGCUGCGGAUUGUAGAGCUCGCCCAGCUGGGCAUCAGGCCUUGCGACAUCAGCAGACAGCUCCGGGUCUCCCACGGCUGCGUCAGCAAGAUACUGGCCCGGUACAACGAGACCGGCUCUAUACUCCCGGGAGCGAUCGGGGGCAGCAAACCACGGGUCACCACGCCUACAGUGGUCAAGCACAUACGGACAUACAAGCAGAGGGACCCGGGUAUCUUCGCCUGGGAGAUCCGGGACAGGCUACUGGCUGACGGAGUUUGUGACAAGUUCAAUCUACCAUCUGUGAGCUCCAUCAGUAGGAUCCUCCGCAACAAGAUUGGGAAUCUGUCCCAGCAGAGCCACUAUGAGUCCAGCAAGCAGUCGUCUCACCAACCACCACAACCAACGCUACCCUACAACCACAUAUACUCGUAUCCGACCCCCAUCGGAGCCUCCGGGACCAAAGUACCAACCCCCCCGGGCAUGCACUCCCUCCCAGGACACAUGGCUAUGCACAGGAUAUGGCCCUCCUCCCACUCGGUAACAGAUAUUCUGGGGAUUCGGUCGAUAACAGAGCAACAAAUUAGUGACAGUUCGCCCUUUCCCAGUGCCAAACUAGAAGAAUGGAGCGUUAUAAACAGGACACAUUUUCCAUCGUCGGCAAGCUCUCCACUAGUCAAUGGCGUGCAGGAUAAACCACCGCAUUCUAUAGAACCUGAAGCAAAAUACAAACAGACGCAGAGUGGCUUGCCCACAGUGAACAGUUAUGUCACAGCGCCCAGCAUCCCAGCCUACCACCCUCCCACCCCAGUGUCGCCCUACAUGGGGUACAGCGCCACCACGUCGGCCUAUGUGACCGGUCCCACAUGGCAGCCGCACAGUGGCAGUGCUCUCUAUCACCACAGCUGUGACAACAUCGCCGCUCCGCUGGCCUUCAAGGGUAUGACAGCCCACCACCGUGACGUCAUCCACCACCAUGCCCACCCCAUCCCCGCCUCAGCACUGUAG